GUGUCAUUGAAGAGUAUUUGAGUGCUGUGACCACAUUAGAAACUAGACUAUCACAGCUCAGCUGAAGCAUCACAAAAGAGAUUUAAAGUGCUUGAGGCGUGUGGCUACAGCAGAGUCUGGAACUUCACAGCUUGGCUGAAGCUUAUCUAAAAUAGUGACCAUGCUGUGGACAAGAGAGCGUAGCUAUUCUGUCCUGGUUGUUGACUGCAUCACUCUGAUCACCGGUCUUCCUGCCAACCUGCUGGCUCUCUACAUUUUUAUCCGAAAGGUGAAAGAGCGCCCUACGCCUCUAGACGUGCUCUUGCUCAGCCUUACCAUCUCUGACCUUCUCUUCCUCUUGUUCCUCCCAUUGAGCAUAAACGAAGCGGCCAACAUGAAAUGGACCAUGAACUUCUUCCUUUGUCCACUCUCAGGAUUCAUCUACUUCAGCACCAUCCACAACAGCACCUUGCUUUUAACGGCUAUCAGUGUGGAGCGCUAUCUGGGAGUGGCCUUCCCUGUAAAAUACAAACUCAAGCGAAAUCCCAGAUAUGCUGUGAUCGCCAGUGUCAUAUUCUGGGUACUUUCCAUGGGCCACUGCAGUAUUGUCUACAUUGUUGAGUACCAUAAACACAGCAAUGACACCCUCAAUUAUCCGUCCAACAGGAAUUCUUGCUACAAAGAGUUUAACAGGGAGCAGUUGAAGCUCCUAUUACCCGUCCGUUUGGAGUUGUUCAUUGUCAUGUUCUGCAUUCCUUUUCUCAUCUGUUGCUUCUGCUACAUCAACUUCGUCCUUAUCCUCUCUCGCUUACCUAACUUCAACGCUCAGAAACGCUCUAGGGCCAUUGGGCUUGCUCUGGUCACCCUCCUGGUUUUCAUCAUCUGCUUUAUACCGUUCAAUGUGUCCCAUGUGGUGGGUUUUAUUGAAGGGGACAGUCCAUCUUGGAGAGUCUACACAGUACUACCCUGCACCUUCAAUGCCUGCUUGGACCCCUUUGUCUUUUAUUUCUCCUCAUCAGCAGUUCGGGGGACUUUCAAUCACAUGAUGCAACGAUUCCUCAAUUGGCUACACCGUUCCUUUGGUCAGAAAUUCAACUGUGUGUUGUUAGGCCGUACUACUGCUUAUGAGGAGAGAACACAGAGUUCCAAUGAUACUUCUCGCUAGAGUCUAGUAUUGCAGAUAGGCACCUAAUUUUAUUAGUGCUCACACUGUGAAUGUCUUUACAGCCAUGUCGCAGAGAAGUCCUCCAGUUGUUGGUGGAACAAUUGUUAAUGGCCAGUACAAUUUAACCCUGUUUACACAGCACAAAGGUGUAGCUAGGGGGUGAUUUCAAGUUUUAAACCCCCUGAAAGAGUUUAUGACAGUUUCCAAUACUUAUUUGUAUACCUAUGGUAUAACACAUGUAAGUGACAUACCAUUGUUUUUCACAGUAAUUGCAUGAUAAUAAUGUUCAUAAAAGGUAACCAUUACGAUUCCUACAUAUUUAACCACCCAAAAUGUCAGACAAAUGAGUCCCUUGGUUUGUUAAUCAUAGGAUCAUGCAUUUUUUCUGUUUAAACGAUAAGUCAGUCACCCUGGCUGAGCUGAGAGCCGAUCAAAUGCUGGAGGUAUAAUGCAGGAGGAGAAAAAGAAGGGAUCUGGUUUUUUUUAAGGUAAAUAACAAAUUUCCCCUUAUUAGUAACAUGCUAUUUGAUAAUUUCCAGUGGAAUUGUCAUGAAAGUAUUUUAUUUCCUAUGCCUAUUAAUUUUAUUAAUAGGGAAAGAUUGGUUGACGGUACAUUGUGGCUUAAAUAAUUAGUAAUUAUUAAUAAUUUUUAGUAAUAAUUAUUAGAAAUUAUUAUUAAUAAUUUUGAAAACCACCACUGCUUCUAUUACUGUCUGCUAUCCACCCAAAUGCGUAGCAUAUUUCCUCACCCUUCCCUGAAAUGAAUUCCUAGCUACACCAUUGAGACAGUGUAUCCUCUACUGUACCCUCUACUCACCUGCUCAGAACAGUGUUCUCCUUUAAAAGCAGUAUUAGUUGAGCAGUAAUGCAGAAAUAUUUAGCUUUUUGAUUAUAUCCAAUUAUUUACCAUGAAAUAUUUAGCUUUUUGAUUAUAUCCAAUUAUUUACCAUGGUUUAUACAGAUAUUAUACUGAUUUUUUGCUAACUUUUGAAAAGAAAAUGAGUGCUUCGAUAUUUUUGCAUUCCUAAAUAUUGAAUUUUAAGAUUACUGCUACAACCUUUAAGAUUUAUGAGAUAUAGUUCUGAAUGUCUCUUUUUUUAUGACUUGUGUCUGAGUAUAUGAUUAUUAUUCCUGAGGGAUCAGUGUCCAUGAUGAGUUUUGAAUUGCCAUCUGUUAUUAAUGCAGCCUUCUCUGAAAUGUGACUCAACUGUCUAGACACUUUCACGUCUGUGAGAAAAUAAUGUAUGUUCUCGAAAAAGUUCUCAGGACCUAGUUAUCAAACGUUAAUCACAACAGCUGUGUUAUUUCAUCAGGCAACAAGGAGAGACUUUUGUCAAACCAUGAGAGAUAUCUUUCUUUAAAAAAAAGGAUAAAGUGAUUUGAUUUUGUUACAUGUGUCACACAGAGAAAGGCACAGAGGAUGAGUGUGAGAAAGGACAGUGUCACAGGUAAUGUCCAACACGUCAGAACCACAGAAGGCCUGUCACCAUAAAGAUCUAACAGGGACAGCAGGGAAAGUAUUUGUGGAUUUUCACAUCACAUUUUGUGUUAUUUACACUUACCAUUUUGUUUGUAUUCUUGAUCAUUUUUUCUAUCCACUUUCAAUACGUAUCAUAGUUCUUCAAGAGGUUAUUUGAAUAUGUCAAGCCAUUUUUGAUUGAUUUAUUUUUAAUUAAAGAAUCCUUUUAAAUUAAUCCAAAAAUCCUUAUAUACUUGGUGAGCCAUCCAGGAGUGGACAUUUAAAUCUGAAGUAUCUGUGUCAGAAGACAGCACAGCAACAAAAAUGUCUCACUGUGUGACAGCAGGACCAGACAGGGCAACAUGUAUAAACUGGAUCACUGCUAUAAUCAAAGAAAGAUCUAGCAGACCAGGGAAAUGUUUGUGGUUUUUCACUUCAUUUUGUGUUAUUACACUUUCCAUUUUAUUUGUAUUCCUGCUUACUUUCAGUAUGUGUCAUAGUUCUUUGAGAAGUUAUUUGAAUAAAUAUA
Molecule: messenger RNA, 3132 nt
Organism: Pangasianodon hypophthalmus (striped catfish)
Lineage: Eukaryota; Metazoa; Chordata; Actinopteri; Siluriformes; Pangasiidae
Product: free fatty acid receptor 3-like
Exons: 3
Coding region: 161-1144 (327 amino acids)
Biological process (GO): cellular response to fatty acid; G protein-coupled receptor signaling pathway
Cellular component (GO): plasma membrane
Molecular function (GO): G protein-coupled receptor activity
Source: RefSeq, a predicted model, not a curated record